Messenger RNA from Erinaceus europaeus (western European hedgehog), 1067 nucleotides. RefSeq names its product olfactory receptor 6C2-like. The coding region runs from base 28 to 966 and encodes 312 amino acids. The transcript has a single exon. The record is from RefSeq and is a predicted model, not a curated record. Gene Ontology annotation, biological process: G protein-coupled receptor signaling pathway. Gene Ontology annotation, cellular component: membrane. Gene Ontology annotation, molecular function: G protein-coupled receptor activity; olfactory receptor activity. NCBI's taxonomy places the organism in Eukaryota, Metazoa, Chordata, Mammalia, Eulipotyphla, Erinaceidae.
UUCCUCUUGAAUUGGCGCAAGGCAGUGAUGAGAAAUUAUACGUCAAUAACAACCUUUAUCCUGUUGGGGUUGACAGAUGAUCCAAAUCUACAAGUUCUGCUUUUUGUAUUUUUGUUUCUCACCUACAUGCUGAGUGUGACUGGAAACAUUACCAUUAUCACCCUCACAUUUUUGGAUUCCCAUCUGAAAACUCCCAUGUAUUUUUUCCUCCGCAACUUCUCUUUCUUAGAAGUCUCAUUCACCACCGUUUGUAUUCCUAGAUUUCUGUAUACAAUGACAACAGGAGAUAAUACCAUCACCUAUAAUGCCUGUGCCACUCAGUUAUUUUUUGUUGUCCUCUUUGGAGCAACAGAAUUUUUCCUCCUUGCUGCCAUGUCCUAUGACCGCUAUGUAGCCAUUUGCAAGCCCCUGCAUUACAUGACCAUCAUGAACAACAGAGUAUGUAGCACCCUCGUCUUCUGUUGUUGGUGUGCUGGCUUGCUGAUCAUCCUCCCACCUCUUGCAAUGGGCCUCCAGCUGGAAUUCUGUGACUCCAACCUAAUAGAUCACUUUGGCUGCGAUGCAUCUCCUAUUUUACAGAUAACCUGCUCAGACACAAUACAAAUAGAGAAAAUCGUUUUGAGUUUUGCGGUGCUCACGCUCAUUAUUACCUUACUGUGUGUAGUCCUUUCCUACACAUACAUCAUCAAGACCAUUCUAAGAUUCCCUUCUGCCCAGCAAAGGAAAAAAGCCUUUUCCACCUGCUCUUCCCACAUGAUUGUGGUCUCCAUCACCUAUGGCAGCUGCAUCUUCAUCUACAUCAAACCUUCAGCAAAGGAAGGAGUGGCUAUUAAUAAAGUGGUGUCUGUACUCACUACUUCAGUUGCCCCUUUACUUAACCCUUUCAUCUAUACACUUCGAAACAAACAAGUGAAAGAUGCCUUCAAAGACACAGUAAAACGGAUUCUAUUUCUCACUAAGAAGUAAAUGUCUAUGGGUGCUUUCCUGAAGCUAAGUUAAACUCAAUUUAAAAAUAAUAAUACAGAAAUGACAUUCAUGGCCUUGCCAAAAUAAAUAUUUUCCUCCUA